This is a messenger RNA of Notodromas monacha, 1652 nucleotides long. NCBI's taxonomy places the organism in Eukaryota, Metazoa, Arthropoda, Ostracoda, Podocopida, Cyprididae. The record is from the annotation of a GenBank genome assembly.
UUUACUAAUGUUUCGAUUAUUCUGCCUUGUUUCGUACUAAUAGUGUAUUCAACAUGGCCAGUUAUUUCAGUGGCGCCUUGCAGAUAACUGAUUUGGACGACUUCAUCGCGCCUUCACAAGAAUGUGUGAAACCGAUUGAAAUCAAGAAGGCAGAUAAGGCAUCUGAUGGACUCAUCAGAAUCCAGAAGGAUGGUUCGUACGUUGAAGAAAAGAAGGAUGGCUCCAAACGUGUUUUGCAAAGGGCCCAAAUCACGCUCAACGACUGCCUUGCGUGUAGUGGAUGCAUCACUUCUGCUGAGCACAUUCUCAUCACCCAGCAGAGUUCGGCGGAGUUGCUCAAGGUGUUAGCAGAAAAUGAAUCCUGCUCUGAUCAAGAUCCUGCGUGGAAAUUGGUCGUGGUUUCCUUGUCCUUGCAGUCAAUUUUAUCUCUGGCUCAAAAAUAUGCGUUGGAAGCUCAAGAGUGUGCCAAGAAAAUUUGCGGCUACCUGAAGAAGAAGGGGGUUCAUAGGAUCUACGAUAUUUCGACAGCUAGUGAAAUCAGUUUGAGGGCAUCAACAUCAGAAUUCAUCGAACGUUGGAAAAAAAGAGAUGAAGACCCUUUUGCUCUACCAAUGCUUUCUUCAGCUUGCCCUGGUUGGGUCUGCUAUGCGGAGAAAACGCAUGGGAAUUUCAUUCUGCCUUACAUAGCUCGUGCAAAGUCUCCUCAACAAAUCAUGGGAUCCAUAGUGAAGGGCCAUCUGGCAAGAAAUAUAUUUUGCAAAAAGACGAACCAGAUUUUUCAUGUAACAGUGAUGCCCUGUUUUGACAAAAAGCUGGAGGCUUCCAGGCCAGAUUUCGCCUCUCCAAUUCAAGAUGAUGGUAAUGGAGGAAUCAGGGAUGUUGACUGCGUCCUAACGUCGAUCGAAAUCCAAGACAUGAUCCUGAAAGAUGGUGUGGAUUUAACUCUGGUGGAUCCCGAGAAUUUGGAUGAAAUAAUUCCUUGUCCAGAUGCACCGAUUCCAGACCAUGACUACACGGUUCUUGGUCGGAUGGGGUCCAGUUCAGGAGGAUUUUUACAUCGCGUUUUUUUGCGUGCUGCAAAAACUCUGUUCGACACUGAGCUCGAUACGGUAGAACUGAAGCAAAUCAGGAAUCAGGAUUUUCAGGAAACCAUCCUGGAGAAAAAUGAUCAAGCUGCGCUUCACUUUGCCUUGGCAUAUGGCUUCAACAACAUCCAGAAUAUGAUUCAAAAAUUGAAAAGGAAGAAGGCAGUUGGUUGGCAAUACGUAGAAGUCAUGGCAUGUCCUUCAGGGUGUGUUAACGGAGGUGCUCAGAUCAGACCUGACAAUGACGAAGUCAAACCCAGGGAGCUGGCUUCAACUCUGUCCCAAAAGUAUGCUGAACUACCGAAAUGGGAUGACGUACAAGAUGCUCUGGUUGAUGACUUGCUAAAAGCAUGGUUGGAUGUACGACAUCCUGGAGACCUUUCCAAAUCUAAUCCGAAGACCGCCUGUUUGUUUACCGAGUAUCAUGCUGUGCCCAAGAUGGGUAAAAUCGGCUUGAACCCUAGUAACCCCGUGACCCGUGGCGACCUCGUUCGGAUAGUAGAAAGACGACCUGACCUGGGUUUCGUAGUAAAGCGACCCGCGGAACGAUUGCGUGGCAGUGCAUAG